UACGGAACAUAUUCAAUCUGUCCUCUGUCAAACUAUCUGACACAAGACACAAAGAGAUUUUCUGUCUUUGCUUUUAACGUUUACACUUUACAGUAAAAUGUCAAAUAAAAAAAUGAAAACUAUUAAAAAAAUAUUGUUCAUCUUACAUCAUUCUUAAGUCACAAAUAGAAAUUGUAUUUAUGCCAGUUAGAAAAUGCGAGUCAACAAAUAUCCACAGAGGAUAUGGUUAUCUGGUAACUAGUAACAUUAGAUAUGAAAUUUAAUUUCCUUAAUUGAAACCAUUCAACACUAAAUUCACGCCCACAAGUUUUGACGUUUUCAGUCUGGCUUUUUUUAAUGUUAUGAAAAAGUUGGGAAAAAGCUAGCUCUGGGUUGUUAACGUUUUCUAGGCAAUGGUUGUUGUAAGCGGAAAUUGGGUGAAAAGUGUUGCUGUUUACCCCACAUCGACCAAUAACAGUGAUGUAGAAUUAUCCCAAGUAACCAUGAUACCCAAAGCUGUUCUUAGUUGUCGCCCCAAUUCCCAUCUCUUUCAAGAACGGACAUUAGCUCUUGAUCAAUCUGUGAAAAUAGGUCGAUCUGUAGCCAGAGCUAAACCGACUUCUACCAAUGCAAUUUUUGAUUGUAAAGUGCUGUCUCGACACCAUGCUUUACUGUGGUAUGAAAAUGGGAAAUUUUUCUUACAGGAUACCAAAAGCAGUAAUGGGACCUUUGUUAAUAAUAAUCGAUUAUCAGCUGAAACAGAGAAUCAUGAACUCAGCUCUGGCGAUAUUGUACAGUUUGGUGUAGAUGUUGUGGAAAAUAACAGAAAAGUUACUCAUGGGUGUAUCAUAGCCACUAUUAAACUCUACAUGCCUGAUGGAAAAGAAGCUAAGGCAAGCCCUGUUACAGAAGGAGACCGACAUGGAAUGGUUCCUUUGGACGAUCUAUAUAAACUCAAUCAGAUAAUUCAGGAAGCUAAUCAAAGAGAGAAGUGUCUGGAAACCAAACUGACCGCCUUGCAGCACGUUGUAAAUGAAACUAGGAAAUCUGCAGAAGAAAGUUGGCAAGCCUACGUUGGUGAAGAGAGGCUUCUAUCUAGAGUAUCAGCAUUGGAAACACAACUUCAACAGGCCAAUAAGAGUUGGGGAGAAGACAGGUUGAGAGAAGAACUUGCCAAAUUACAGGAAAGUAACGAAUCAUAUCAAAUAGCAGCCAAGGAAGCUUUAGAAAAGUUACAUGCCGAACGACUUCAGGCUAUGGCCUUAGCUAUGGAGCAGGAAAGAGCUAAAAUAUCAGCAGAACAGGAAGCUGUACUUGCAAAGGAACAAUUUUAUCAGGCUCAAGUAGAAGUGGAGGCCAUGGCCAGACAAUUAACCGAGCAUCAAAUUGAAGCCGAAAAUAUACAAUUUGAAUUGAAACAACGAGAAAAGGAACUAGAAUCCAAAUUAGAAUCAGAGUCUGGAAAACUGUUGGACUUGCAGCUCAAACUAUUUGAAAUGAAUACUUUGUCCGAUCAAGAUUUUCCAAAUCGUGAAGGUCUAGAGGGAAUGCACAAAGAUCUCAUUUAUGAUGACGACUUGAGGUGUAAAGAAGAGCUCAUUGCCGAAAAUGAUGAUUGCGUUUCUCUUAUGAAUAUGUCAAAUGGCGUUGACAACCAUAUCAGUUUGACGUUUGGUCCGGUGGAAGAUAAAAUCGAAUCUGAAAAGGGGGCAGGUGAAACAACUGAAGUAGAAGAAUGCGACUGCGAAGUGAACCAACAAAAGUUAUGUCAGGAAGAUAUCAAGAGGGUUUCUUUCAAAAUAGCAGAGGAUUGUGAAUCUGAGGAAGAUUUCCAUGAUUCCAAUGAUAGAUCUGAUUCAACUAAAGAAGACAUGGAAAAAAAUUAUUAUGCCAGUGAUCGUGUGGAUUCCAAAACAUUAAAAUAUCAGUUCCAGUCUGCCCAGAAUGAAUUGAAAAGAAAAAUUGAACUUCUCGAAACGAUAUCGAAUGAGAAUAAAUUGAAAAUUAAUGAUCUGGAUAAAGAGCUACUCGAAGAGAAAAAAAUUUCCCAACUACGUUUAGAAGAAAAUGAGGGUAUAAAGGAAGAGCUGGUUCUACUACAACAGAAAUGGAAGGAGAGCUGUAACGAAACUCUGGAGUACAAGGAUAAGAUGUGUGUGCUUUUAGAAGAAUUGGAGUUGGCUAAGAAACAACUGAAAGACUUGAAUGAAAAUGUCAAAGAGAAAAUAGAAGAAACGCAGUGGGGGCCUACCAUAUCGAAUAGCGUUGUAUCUUAUGACCAAUUGGUUGAACUCGAGGAAGAAUUGGUUCUUCUCAAGGAACGUUUCUCUCAAGUUAGUGAAGAGAAAAUCAAGCUUCAGCGUGAUUUUUCAAUGUUAACAAAACAAUACAAUGUCGUAUGCAAUCGUUCUCACAAUAAGUACUUUUUUUAUGUUGCACCACUUGUCAUCAUGGUACUUUAUCUUCUGGUAAGUGCAAUGAUUUCCUGAUUAACAGCCAUUCUUUUGUUGUUUUUUUAUUUCUUUUUAGAGUUCUUAUUGAAAGUUAUAAUAGACACGUAAUGAUUGCUAGGCGGAAUUAAUCUCAAUGUUCUUUGUAGAAGAGCGUUCAAAUUUCAAUAUUUUUGUGAGAAAUUGCAGAUUUCAACGCUCUUUCGGCCAAAAUCUAUACUGAUGAGAAUGAGACACGAACAUAUUUUUCAACUGAAUAUGAUGACAAAGUUUUUAUGAACGUACCUGUAGUUUAAUGGGCUGUUUCGAUACUGACAUUCAAUGCGAAAGAUAAGCUAGAAUAUAUCGUGAUUUUCUGAUGCUUUCUCAAAACAAAAUGAAAUCAGAUUCACAUUUUCUAGAUGACUUGAGAUACAUGUAAAAGUCAUAGGUAAGAAAAAUAUUUUAUGAAACAGUCUCGAAUUUCCAUCUUAUUUAAAAGAUGCCCAUGCGAUAGAUGUUCAUAAGUCUUCAUUUCUUCUGUGAAGAAAUUGGAAGAGCAUCUUAAACUUUGUCAGUUGAUAAAAUAUAUUCGUGCCUUUUUCUGUUUGUUUUCUGAAAAUAUUCAGAAAAAAGAGCUAUAUUAUUUAUUGAAGUAAUAUGUAGGUACAAAAAAGAUGAUCAAAACAAUUGUGUGCAAUUUUAAUACUAUAGUUUUGGUUUGAAAAGUUCUUGGCAGGUUUCACCUACCGAGGAAAAAUUUAACUGAAAAUGAUCGAAGUUUGACACUGAUAAAUUCAGAAAAUGCAUGCUACCCAACGAACAAGGGAGUUAUUUAUCAGAAUGCCAUAUAAUUUAUUUGUUGGAAACAUGUAUAGCCGUAGUUAUUGGAAAUUAUAAUAACGUUAAGUCAGGUGACAUUUUGUAGGUUAUGCAGAACGUUCUGUUCUUUCGUGAGACACUUCUAAUUUAGUCUUUGAAGUCCCAUUUCAAAUUCUCCCCAUCCCUUAUUUCUUUUCCUAAAUACACUGCAAUAUAUCUCUCAGUUAACUUUAUUCAAACAGUAAAAUAUGAAGUUGAAGUUUGGAACUUGCCGAAACUCUCAACUUUAUUAAAUCUUAUAUAUUGACAAAAAAAUUACUAAAUUUCAAUCUUAAACUAAAGAAUCAAAAUCUUAAUUCUUAAAUAAUUUAUGCUCAAGCAAUAUUCUUGAUAAAAAGCGUGUUGAAACGUUGAGAAAAAUUUUAAACAUUACUUGAUAAUCCAAGUUCUAAAUAUUCACCUUUUGAGACUUUAUUUACUUACUUUAUUCUUAUAGUUCCCAAACAUCAACAGUUUACUGCUUGAUGAAUAAAUUUUAAGAAAACUUUCAGUUUUUGAAAAACCAAUAGAACUUUACAAUGAAGCAAAAAUUAUUUUCCCUUCCUUUCUGUUCAUGAUUCGUCAAAUUGUAACUGAAAAAAGUUGUAUGAUAUUAAAAAAAUCAGAGUAGUGGUAUCUUUCUGAACAAUUUUCCUCAGUAACAUUUCCAGAUGUCAUGAACAAAAAGGAUGCUUUACCUGAAAAGAAAAUCGUUUUCGCUUCACUGUCAAAGCCAAAUUAUUUUUCAAAAACUGAAAAUAGUCCCAAAGUUCAUUUUCCACUAAGUACAGCCUAAUCCUGAAAUCUUUGAAUGAAAUUAUUUUAUAUCACACCUCUUUUAACAUGCACCUGGGACACACUGUAUAUGUUCUUUGAAACAAAUCACUUUUUCAGUGUAUAUUCUAUAUAUUUUAGAUAUCGUAAGGAGAUUUUCAAAAAAAUAAUUUCAUGCAGGCUUUUCAGUGGUCUGUAUCUCAUCUGUGAUGCCCUUUAUUGUAUCGGUCUCAAAGUUCAGAUCCUGAAUGUUCAUUUUAUUUUUCAUAUAUCUCGUAUACGGUAUUCAUGAAUUCUGACCACCAUUCAAGCAUUUUGUCGCCUGGCAUGACACAUCAGCAAUGAAUACCUGAUUGAAACUAAUUGUAAUUAUAACACAAAAUGUUAUCUGCUCACGAAAUCUAGAUUCUGGAUCUCAGGUAUCCCAUCUAGAUUUUAAGAUAUGGUAGAAUGAUAUGGUAGUGAGAGUAUUUGUUACGAAGUAUCUUAUUUUAGAAUGUAUAGUUUCAUUAAUAUAUUUCUUUUGUUUAUAAUGAAUGUAAAUAAUUAUAGAUAUAAGGUAUUUAGAAGUGAAAAAUAAAAAUGUUCAGUUAUAAUCGUAA
Messenger RNA from Leptinotarsa decemlineata (Colorado potato beetle), 4645 nucleotides. It is a transcript of the gene Slmap, whose product is annotated as Sarcolemma associated protein. The record is from RefSeq and is a predicted model, not a curated record. Lineage: Eukaryota; Metazoa; Arthropoda; Insecta; Coleoptera; Chrysomelidae. Gene Ontology annotation, molecular function: protein binding.